Molecule: messenger RNA, 177 nt
Organism: Chondrus crispus (carragheen)
Lineage: Eukaryota; Rhodophyta; Florideophyceae; Gigartinales; Gigartinaceae
Exons: 1
Coding region: 1-177 (58 amino acids)
Source: RefSeq, a predicted model, not a curated record
AUGCUGAUGGCUGUUCGUUUCUCUGAUGUCGUCCAACAUGAGAGAGAGACAGUGUGCUACCUGGAUGAUGGUGCGGGUUUGACUGCGGAGAGAGAUGAACGAAUUGGAAUUAGGACGACAGAACUUGUUCCCGGGGACGGAAAAGGGAUGUACGUAGAUAUGCGAUGGAACGAGUGA